AUGCCCAGCAGCGUGAAUGUCAUUGCGAGCGCAGCGUGGCAAUCUCGUUGCCCAAGCGCCGGCCUUCAACGCCAGCCGAUCUGCCGCGUUGUCCUGGCCGCGCUCUUUAAUACCCGGCGGCUACGACGAACGACCCUGGGAGGUUCUUCAGAGAACCGGCGAUCUCAGGUAUCGGAUUCCCGCUCACGCACGGACCACAUGGCCGGAGAGCGGCAACCCGAAUGCGGUUGCUCUACCCGCAGCCCCCGGUAUUCAGAUCGCUUCCAGUUGUUGCCGGUCGGCUGCGGCCUUCUCGCUGAGCCCCAACUCCGUGUAAGCCUUUGCGCGAUUGGCCCACGCUUCGCGGUAGCGUGGAUCCAACGCGAUAGCCUUGGUGAACUGGUCGACUGCCUCUCGGACCCUGCCCUGAUUGAACAUCGACAGGCCCAACUCGGUCAUACCGGCCGCGGUGAGUGGUCGCGUGAUCUUCAACGGGGCUACCGCAAAUGCCGGCGCCAACUCCGCGUCAACCCCGACCGCCGACCCCGGUUCCUCGACCUGCUGCGACGCCAUCACUGGUUCCGCUGUCGGCUGGCCCGCCGUUGCGCCCGGCUCUUGCGCGCUCUGGUCAACGCCCUCGGCCGCCCCCUGUCCGAUUGUCUGGGCGCCGGCGGCCUCGUUCCCUUCGGUCGCCGCCGCGGCCGCAUCCGUCGUCGCGUACGGCCGGGUCAACUCCCAGCCGCAGUUGGUGCAGUAGGCAGGGCCAUCCUCGUGGGCGUGCUGACACCGCGGGCACGGGGUCAUGCUUUCCUGCGCUCCGUCCGUCGCCAUCGGCCGGCGCGCUGGCACGAACACCAGCGCCAGCAUUGGCAGCAUGCACAGCACGGUGAUCCACUCGGGGAACAUGUCGAGCAGGCCCACGGCCGGAAUCGCCGCGACCCCGCCCCACACCAGGGCGUUGCGCCCUUUGUUCCGCGCGAGCUUGGCCGUCCAUAG
Geodia barretti is the source of this 975-nucleotide messenger RNA. NCBI's taxonomy places the organism in Eukaryota, Metazoa, Porifera, Demospongiae, Tetractinellida, Geodiidae. The record is from the annotation of a GenBank genome assembly.